AUGCGUGUUCUCCUUCUCGGCGCAACUGGAAACCUAGGUCGUCGCUGUAUCCCCGCCCUGCUCGCACACAAACAUAGCUCUCGGCUGAUAUUCGAAUCUUUGAACGCGGUAGUUGAGGGAGAUGCUACGGAUCAGCUGGGUAUCCAGAACGCUUUACUCGAACAUGAUGUCGAAGGGAUUAUUAAUGUUGCGGGUACUCAAGUUAAGCGCGGGGAAGAAUGGCAAUUGCACAAAAUUGCACGGGCGGUGUGUGAUGCGUUGAGACCAUUGGGAGUUUGGAUUUGUUGUGGGAUGGGUGUAUUAGAAUAUCCCGGUACUGGAUACCUUAUUGAAGAUUACAUGCCGAAGAGGCUCUCGGAGCAGCAUCGAGCUACUUGUGAUGUCGUCGAGAGCAUGCCUUCCUCAAAGGUACAAUGGUCGCUACUAUGUGUGGCAUUCAUGGUACCUGCCGAUGCGAAACAACAAUGCGUUGAACUUUUGGAUGCACCGCAACAUCAUAAUCUACUAUUGAGCGCUGGUGCUCCUCCGGCGUUUGACAAUACCUGGUUGGCGUAUAUUCUUUGGGUGGAAUUGUGGAUAGACUUUUGGUUUAGCGUACUAUGGUCAUACUCGACAAAGUAUGAGGAUGUUGCCGACUUCCUUGCAGAAGACUUGGAAUAUGGGCAUGAGCAAUGGGUGGGAAAGAAGGUGGGAAUGAAGGAUAGAAAGAAGUUGAAGUCAGCCUGA
Sclerotinia borealis F-4128 is the source of this 726-nucleotide messenger RNA. NCBI's taxonomy places the organism in Eukaryota, Fungi, Ascomycota, Leotiomycetes, Helotiales, Sclerotiniaceae. The record is from the annotation of a GenBank genome assembly.